GGCACCUACAAGCUGGGUGUCACACCCGCGGCGACCCUCUCGGCCACCGGCACCGCCAGCAAGGCUGCCUCUGGCCUGACCGUCAACCUGCCAACAACGGCGGUCAACGUUGACCCGCCCACCAAGACCGUCACCGUCGAGGGCCAGAAGCAGGGGGCGUGA
Monoraphidium neglectum is the source of this 162-nucleotide messenger RNA. RefSeq lists its product as hypothetical. The transcript has a single exon. The record is from RefSeq and is a predicted model, not a curated record. Lineage: Eukaryota; Viridiplantae; Chlorophyta; Chlorophyceae; Sphaeropleales; Selenastraceae. The annotation marks the transcript as partial.